Mesocricetus auratus (golden hamster) is the source of this 787-nucleotide messenger RNA. Its product is annotated as histone H2A.V. The record is from RefSeq and is a predicted model, not a curated record. NCBI's taxonomy places the organism in Eukaryota, Metazoa, Chordata, Mammalia, Rodentia, Cricetidae. The coding region runs from base 124 to 510 and encodes 128 amino acids. Gene Ontology annotation, cellular component: nucleosome. Gene Ontology annotation, molecular function: DNA binding; structural constituent of chromatin; protein heterodimerization activity. The transcript has 5 exons.
CUAUUGGUGGCAGCGUUGCGAGGCGGGCCCGGGGCAUUGUCCGGCUCCGGCAGCGGUGGUCGGGCUGCGAGAGCCGGGACAGCGGCGGCGCGGGGCGGCAGCGGGCGGCGCGCGGCCGAAACCAUGGCUGGAGGCAAAGCUGGGAAAGACAGUGGGAAGGCCAAGGCUAAGGCAGUGUCCCGCUCACAGAGAGCUGGGCUGCAGUUUCCUGUGGGCCGAAUCCACAGACACUUGAAGACUCGCACCACAAGCCAUGGACGGGUGGGUGCCACCGCUGCUGUGUACAGUGCGGCAAUUCUGGAGUACCUCACGGCUGAGGUCCUGGAGUUGGCAGGUAAUGCUUCCAAGGAUCUCAAAGUAAAGCGUAUCACUCCACGUCACUUGCAGCUUGCAAUCCGAGGUGAUGAGGAGUUGGAUUCACUUAUCAAGGCUACCAUAGCCGGGGGCGGUGUGAUCCCACACAUCCACAAAUCUCUGAUUGGAAAGAAGGGACAACAGAAAACUGCUUAGGAAGUGAUUUAACCAACCUGCUCACCCCCACUGUCUGUAACGGGGACAGAGGACACCAGCAGCAUUGAGUGGAAUUUUUAAGAACAGUUCAAUGGAAAAGCAUCGACAAUUGCUGUAGACAAGAUAAAAGAAACAUUUGUAUGUUUUUAGACGCACGAAGUUUUUAGACUCACGAAAGUCCCUUUCCCUGUGGUCAUGGUCAUGUGUUGAUUGGCCAAGUUUCUCCCUUGUGUUUUAUACAAAAAUAGAAUUGAUAAAACAUUUUUUACAAAAUGAA